GUUUUAAAACCGUUAUCGGCAUGUACGGGGAAACUGUGGAGAUUCCUUGCAACAUCGGCGACACUAAAGUCGAAGACAUCGCGAUAACUCAAUGGAAAUAUGACAAAGAGCCGACUGUGCGUGGAGAACUGCUGAGCAAGAAUAAAGGCGACGAGGUUGUGAUCACCGCUACAGAUAAAUUCAAGGGCCGUGUCAGCUUAGGGGCCAACUUGAGCCUCUUGCUCUCUGAUGCCAAACUGACCGACCAGCACACCUUCAUCUGCAUGGUGGUUGUUAAAACAAUUUACGAACACUCAGUGAAGCUGGUCAUCCAGAAGUCGCCUGAAGCUCCUUUAAUAACCGAGAAAGCAGAAGCGCUGGAGAUUGGCAAACGCACAAAGCUGGGAACAUGUGUUGCCAAGAACGCUAGUCCAGCUGCAAACAUCAUAUGGCUGAAGAACAACAAACCCCUGUUGUCUGAUGGAAACCGGAUUUUGAUCAACGACACUGUGGUCAAACAGCCUGAGACUGAACUGUUGAACGCGUUAUCCACGCUGCAUUAUUCCGCGGAGAAGGAAGACACAGGCGCCCAGUUCAGCUGCAAGGCCGAGCACCCAAAGGCCAAUAACCUUGUGUCCCCCCCUGAGACCUUCACCAUCACCUACUCCACAGAGAACAUCGUCCUUCAGGUCCUCCCCACGGAGUCACCCGCAGAGGGAAACGACAUAACUCUGAAGUGCGUGGCAGAUGGAAACCCUCCUCCUUCCAGCUUUAAUUUUGACCUUAAGGGAGAUGUGGUGAAGGUGGAAAACGCAAACACUUACACCAUCAUAAACGCCUCGCGCAACAACAGCGGAGAAUACAAAUGCUCUCUAAUUGAUGACCCCUCGAUGGAAGCAACCAAGAACAUCACAGUCAGCUUCCUAGACGUCAAAUUAAACCUAAAUAACACGGUCAUCAGACGCGCAGGCGAUUCUUUGAAUCUAACUCUCGACAUUGAUUCGUCUGCAAAACCAACGGUCUCCUGGACAAAGGGAGGUGUUAAAAUGAACAAAGAGCCCAAGAACACCAAGCUUGCCUACUCAGACGCCGGUUUGUAUGAAUUGGUCGUGACGAUGGGCACCCUCCGCAGAGAGGCGUCUUUUCAUCUGAUUGUCCAAGGUGCUCCGGUUAUCAGAAACCUGCUUAAACUGCAUGACAAAGACGGCCAGCGUAAAGUCUUAAUUUGUGAGGCCGAAGGUUCCCCAAAGCCAGCUGUUUCCUGGAACAUCAAUGGCACUUUGAUUGAUGAGAAAUCCUUCGACAAUGGCACAAUAACGCAUAAGAUCGCAGUGGUGCCCUCUGCCAACCUGAGUGUAACUUGUACAGUGUCCAAUAAUUUUGGCAUUGACACCAGAGUUAUAAAUGUGUCUUCUCUAUUUGAGGAUGUGAGAGUGGAUAAACGAGAUCCAUCAGAAGACGAUGACCAAACCAAACUGGUUGUUGGAGUUGUUGUCGGUCUCCUCGUCGCGGCUGUGGUUAUAGGUGUGGCUUACUGGAUGUACAUGAAGAAAUCCAAGCAAGGAAGCUGGAAAACGGGGGAGAAGGAGAACGGCUCUUCUGAGGAGGAGAAAAAGUUGGAGGAAAAGGUGGAGGAGAACAGCCAGAAAGCUGACGUCUAGACAAAACCGUUCCUGAAAGGGUGAAGUGAAAGUGAGGACGCAGAACCUUUGCACAUUUCUCUUCACCUCUGUACUUGGACACAUUAAACAACGUACAUUGGGAUGACGACAGCUUGGAUUUGGUUUCAGGGACACUUUUACAAAAAGCAUAUCCAGACAUUCCUCACCCUCCACCAAAAAAAACAAAAAAAAGAAACAAAAAAAAAAGAAUGGAUACUGUAUGUGACGCAUAAGUUGUCUGCACUACUGAUACAUGUGUACACUCGUCUACCAUUAGGAUUCAUGUUUCUUAGAAUGAGAUUUUGGAAAGUGAGAACACGCAGACCUUUCUUCGGUUUCUUAGUUUGAUGCGAUGUUUGAGUUACUCGUAGACCCCGUCGCCUUUGCUGUAAGGGUACAAAGGUCUGCGCUAGUCUGUGUUCGUGUCUCUGGCUCUUGAGGAAGUUGCAGGAACCGAGGGAUGAUUCCAUUGCUUCUUUAGUUUCAUGCCAUCUCAGGCCAACCACCUCUGCCUUCAGUGUCAGAACGUAGUAGUAGUAAAUCUGUUUGUUUGUUUGUGCAUUUAUUUCACUUUGUAAAUUUAUUGGAUGAAAAAGCUGAUGAUCAGAUUUCUGGAAGGGCUAAGGGUGCAGUGCCUUGAGAAAGUAUCCAUACCCCUUUGAACUUUCCCACAUUUUGUCAAGUUGUCAUGACUGUGGAGUAGAAUGAAAACACAUGGUUUGUGUUUUUUUUUUCCUAACAAAAAAACAAUUCAGAGAAUCGAAUCAUCAUCAUGGCUCUUAAGCCAUCUUAGAUCAAGACUUUGCCGUUUCUUCUCUGUAAAAUAAUGGCUGAAUGAGCAGCAAUAUUCACGUCUUUCCACAAUCGUCUGUGUGAUUUAGGGGUGGACGUUGACAAGGCCGCUCUAACAGACAGACGCGCUUUUAUCUAAACCAUCUCAUUGCAGCUCUCGCCGUCUAUUCAGGGUGGUCUUUCUACCUAAAGGUGCCCUACAUUUAGCAUCGUCUACCUCCCAUCCAACUUUGACCAGUGUCGGUGUCCUUUCUUGGAGAAAAGCAUGAUACUGCCACCACCAUGUUUCACCAGAUGGAUAGUGUUUUCAGGAUGACGCUCGUGGCUCUUUUAGAUCCACAAGCAGCGUUUUUCCUGCAUGCGACAGAGUUUAAGAUUAUCGUCACAGGAGAACCUAUGACUGCCGUGUUCCCCGCAUGGCUUGUGGCAAACGUUACAGAGGACUUCCUUUGGCUUUGUUUCAACAACGGCUUUCUUCUUAAUACUCUUUCAUUAAGGCCACAUCUGUGGAGUGCAUGGCUAAUAGAUUCUACCGCGUGGGCUGUGGAGCAGAUUUCUAACCGGGGUACUCCUGGAGGCAAGUACUUGCUCUUGAUUUCAUCUAGGGGUAUCGGAUUAGACUCGGACUUUACGUUGUUGAUCCCGUUGGGAUGACUCCUUUCAGAGAAAUUGAAUGAUGAGAUUAAAAGGGGUGUGAGGAAAAAAUGGACGCCGCGCUUCUCCUGGUUCUUAUUUGCAAGCAACUUUUAACACCUUUUUUUCUUCUUCUUCUUCUUCUUUUUAUGAUAUCAUGGUGGUAACCCGAAUAACGCUGAAAAGGUUCGAGGCUUUCGGAUACUUUCACAAGGCACCGUAUGUUCUUACUGUCGGCAUUGAGUAAAAAUGGCCAAAUUUAUUUUCAUGUUAAGCAGGAACUAGGUAAUCUGUCACAAAGCUUUGCAUUGUUAAUAAACAUGUACUUGUUUUUUAUUUGUGUGUUACCCAGGAGAUUUGAUCAUUGUUGCCUUUUUACUUUUCUUACUGCUUAUGAACUGUGCAUCCAGCGUAACCACAGCACAACACGAGAAGGUAGAUUAACUCGGAGAAUGUACAGCACCACUCAGCUCCUGGCUUUAGUUCGGCUACACACGUUUGGACUUAACGUCUCUGGUCACGCAUCUCUCUUGAAAAUGUCUUUCCGCUUGCAGUUAUUGAGAAGACAUGUUAGUUUGUGAAAACCUUGAGCCACAUAUUAUCCGUUCGUGCUCGAUCAGUGUUGAGGAAUGAUUGUAGCCAUGGCAUCACUUUGUGAAUGAGAGUCGACAGAAUGCGUGUCUCAAAGUAGCCUUUAUGAUACGUUUGCCUUCUUUUCGAAAUCUACCUGUAACUACUUAAGUUUGUGAUGUGCACUAGGGUUCAUGUUUCAUGUUUCAAAUUUGUGUAGAAUAAAAUGAGAUACGCGCAGCUGUACAUGUCACGACCUUUGGUCCAUUUAAGAGCAUUAGUAAAACUGGAAGAAAAAAAAAAGUGUUUUAACAUCGGGAUGUAAUUGUGAAGUGUGUGAAUUUAAUUUUCUUGAUGCUAUUUAUAUUGUACGCAAUUAAAGACCCUGGUAGGCAUAUUAAAUUACCGUCACAUAUCUUUGAUUUAAACUGUCGCUCAAUUGCUUGCAGACUUUACAAAAAAAAAAAAGAGAGAUUAACUCAUCCGUAGUUUGCUCAGAGUCUGGUUGAAUUAUAUAUCGAGCAUGUAAUAAUCUCAGAUCUCCCAGCUGCUUUUGCCGCCUACCUUGUGGGGAAAAAAAUAAAACGUAAAAUUGGAAGAAUGACCAAAGAAAGUGAACAUUGCCAUGCAAGUAUUGUAAAUAUCUGAUGUUUGUUUUUGUACUUUUGUUUAAAAUAAAGUGUACAUUUGGAAAAGUUA
Molecule: messenger RNA, 4334 nt
Organism: Fundulus heteroclitus (mummichog)
Lineage: Eukaryota; Metazoa; Chordata; Actinopteri; Cyprinodontiformes; Fundulidae
Product: CD166 antigen homolog
Exons: 15
Coding region: 21-1640 (539 amino acids)
Biological process (GO): cell adhesion
Cellular component (GO): plasma membrane
Source: RefSeq, a predicted model, not a curated record